AUGACUGGCUUUGCCAAACUCGCCCUCUCUGUCCAAAAAGUCCGGGCUGCGAUCCACAGGAGGAAGGCGGGCGCCAAGGACGGUCCCAAGCGCGGAUCUGAGUUAAGGCUGAAUCAUACCGGUCUACCACCUUCCUCGCCAUGGGACCUCCCGGUCGAGAUUCAAAUCACCAUAUUUGCUUAUUGCGGCAUCACCGACUUCCACCCGCUGAGACUCGUCUGCAAGGCCUUCUGCGAGCUACUCACGUUCAACGAGCAUGAAAUCGUCCGCCGAUACCUCCGCCAGCGUCGACACGGCACCCUGCCCUCCCCGAUUGACAAUGACCGCACCUAUACCCGCAAUCCAGCGGACGACGUCGUCCUCUUGUCCGACCUGUUCCCGCCGUUCAAAAGCGCUAGAGGUGGUCACCUUUACACAUUCAAGUACCUGCAUGGGCUACGGCGGCGGCAGAAGCUCUGUUCAAGGCUCUGCUACUAUCUCGCGGAUCGUAUCCUUGAUCGUUUCAUGCAGACCGAACCCGCGGUCAUGAGGGCCUCAUUCCCUACGAAGAAAAACGAACGCAAUGCCCUUGUCAAGCGCGGCAUAGCUAGCAUAUGGUUCCACCUCGCACCUCUCAUGUACUAUACCCUCUAUUUCCUCGAAUCAUACGCGUCAGCGAGGCGCGAACACACCAACAUGCUCGUGCAAAAAUACGAAGCAGGUCAUCUACCAGUACCUCUUCCACUAGAAAUCCGACAGAGGAUGUACCGCGAGUUACAGACCCGAAUACUUCAGACUCCUCCAUUUACCAACACGGCCACCUUGGUCGCGACACACCACUGCAUGCAUUUACUGGUUUCAUAUAUACGAUACACAAUGUCCUCCGAGGGACCAGUCGUAAUGGACGAUUCAUGGAUAAGCUCAUUGCUCACGCUGGCGCCAUUCGUGCGCAUCGUGGAGUUUUUCUCCGCGGAGAUUGGAGACGGGGGGAGCCAACGCACUCAGCGCAAGGACUUUAUGUAUAACUUCUAUCAUGACAUGACGAUGUACGAAAAGGAUCAUAUGCAUUCAGCUGUCUUUGCUCGUGCCUCCGCGCAGAACUUGCAUAGUUCUGUCGAGGAUAUUUGGUUUGCCGCUGCUCAUGCUGAGUUGACUGCUCGCCGGGCCAUUCCUCAUGAUGUUGAGCAUGUUUGGGUUUGGAACGGUAUUCCUAUUGUUUUUGGGUGUCCGGAUUGUCACCGCACCAGAGGUUGGCAAGCAUGA
Molecule: messenger RNA, 1242 nt
Organism: Penicillium arizonense
Lineage: Eukaryota; Fungi; Ascomycota; Eurotiomycetes; Eurotiales; Aspergillaceae
Product: F-box protein
Exons: 3
Coding region: 1-1242 (413 amino acids)
Molecular function (GO): protein binding
Source: RefSeq, a predicted model, not a curated record